Messenger RNA from Periophthalmus magnuspinnatus, 2002 nucleotides. Its product is annotated as cholesterol 24-hydroxylase-like. The record is from RefSeq and is a predicted model, not a curated record. The transcript has 15 exons. The coding region runs from base 72 to 1592 and encodes 506 amino acids. Gene Ontology annotation, molecular function: cholesterol 24-hydroxylase activity; iron ion binding; heme binding. Gene Ontology annotation, biological process: cholesterol catabolic process. NCBI's taxonomy places the organism in Eukaryota, Metazoa, Chordata, Actinopteri, Gobiiformes, Gobiidae.
CCUGGGCGCACGACGUAACGCGGAAACAGUUUGAGUCCUGGACAGUGCAGGUUAAAGACUCACUCUGCAACAUGGCAAUCCUAAGCGUGCUGUCAGCCUGGAUUCCUCUGGUUCUCCCCUUGUUUCUGUGCGUUUUUUUCGUUGCGUUUCUCGGAUAUUGUCUUUACAUCAAAUACGUGCAUCUCAAAUAUGACCACAUCCCGGGACCACCGCGAAAGAGUUUUAUCUUGGGACAUGCUCAAAUUAUGGCGGACGUGCUGAAAAAUGAUGGAGUGAUUCAUGAGAAGUUUCUUGAAUGGGCAGAGACAUAUGGUCCAGUGUACAGGAUCAAUAUUCUGCAUUAUGUGAUGAUUGGUGUUUACUGUCCAGAGGCUACAAAGGAAAUUCUCAUGUCCCCAAACUACCCCAAAGAUAAAUUUUUCUACAAGCGUCUGUUCAACAUUUUCGGUCAAAGGUUUUUAGGUAAUGGCCUGGUGACAGCACUGGACCAUGAGCAGUGGUACAAACAGAGACGCAUCAUGGACCCGGCCUUCAGCAGCCUAUACCUGAGAGGCCUGACGAGCACCUUCAAUGAGAGAGCAGACAAACUGAUGGACAAACUGUCUGAGCACGCUGAGAACAAAACUGUGGCCAACAUGCUCCAUCUGUUCAACUGCGUCGCUCUGGACGUUAUUACAAAGGUGGCGUUUGGUGUUGACUUGGAUCUGCUCAAAUACACUUCACCGUUCCCCAAAGCCAUCGAGAUGUGUCUAAAAGGAAUGUGUUACUAUAUCCGAGAUAUAACCUUCGAGUUCAUACCUCAGAACUGGUCUUUUAUUAAUGAAGUGAGGCAAGCCGGUCAUCUGCUGCGUUCGACCGGAGCUCAGUGGAUCAAUCAGAGGAAGACUGCCAUGCAAAAUGGAGAGGACGUGCCCAAAGACAUUCUCACACAAAUCAUCAAAUCAGCUGGACAAGAGGAAAGCAUGACCAAAGAGGAUGAAGAGUUUAUGUUGGACAACUUUGUGACCUUCUUUAUCGCAGGCCAGGAGACCACCGCCAAUCAACUCGCCUUUUGUGUCAUGGAACUGGGAAGACACCCCGAUAUUGUAGAGAAAGCAAGAAAAGAAGUUGAUGAAGUCAUUGGAAUGAAAAGAGAAAUAAGUUAUGAUGAUCUGGGAAACCUGACGUAUCUAUCACAGGUGCUGAAAGAGGCCCUCAGACUUUACCCCCCCGCUCCUGGGACGUCCCGUGAGCUGAUCAGAGACAUGGUGAUUGAGGGUAUCCAUAUACCAAAAGGAGUGACCUGUAUGCUCAACACCUUCACUUCUUGUCGGAUGGAGAAAUUUUUCAAGAAUCCACUGAAGUUUGACCCAGACAGAUUUCACCCCGAUGCUCCUAAGCCUUACUACUGCUACUACCCCUUUGCACUCGGUCCUCGUGCCUGUCUUGGCCAAAACUUUGCCCAGAUGGAGGCGAAGGUGGUGAUGGCUAAACUCCUCCAGAGGUUUGAUUUCACUCUUGUCCCAGGACAGCGUUUUGACAUAAAGGACACAGGGUCCCUCAGGCCAAAGAGUGGAGUCCCCUGCAUCAUCAAACACAGAUCCACCAAAUGAAUAGGAUAGAACAAAACACUAUAGUACAUUUUUGCAUCUUAUCAUCUUCACCAUUCAACAAAAUAAAACACAAGUCCAUAAUUUCAAUGUGUAUGUUGUUCUAUACAUGCAUUUGAUCUUUAGGUCAAUUUUAUGCUAUGGCAAGGAGUGAUGGGGUUUAAGUUUUAAUAAUACACAAUCCAAACAAAAUACUGUCAUAAAAAUGGAAAAAAUAGAUGCAUGUCUCUUUAAGAUCUGUCUCUAUGGGGCCAUAUCAUGUGUCGUGCUCUAUAGAUAAAGGUGAUUAUAUAUUAUGUAAUGUACUACUAAUUGAUUUCCAGACUGCUAAUUGUGCAACUCAAACCACUAAGAAUCAUUUUGUAUUUGGAUGUGAAAGGAUAGGAUAUAAUAAAUUGUGCGUAAUCGCGUGU